Ornithorhynchus anatinus (platypus) is the source of this 3873-nucleotide messenger RNA. RefSeq names its product divergent protein kinase domain 2A (gene DIPK2A). NCBI's taxonomy places the organism in Eukaryota, Metazoa, Chordata, Mammalia, Monotremata, Ornithorhynchidae. Gene Ontology annotation, cellular component: COPI vesicle coat. The coding region runs from base 63 to 1358 and encodes 431 amino acids. Gene Ontology annotation, biological process: regulation of phosphatidylinositol 3-kinase/protein kinase B signal transduction; cardiac muscle cell proliferation. The record is from RefSeq and is a predicted model, not a curated record. The transcript has 3 exons.
GGUGCGGCUGCCGGUCCUGCUCCCGCUGCCGCUCCCGCUGCCGCUCCCGCUGCCGGGGCGGGAUGUGGCGGGUGGUCCCGCCCAAGCUGGGCCGCGUGUCCCGGGCGCUGAAGCUGGCGGCGCUGGGCGGCGUGCUGCUCCUCACCGUGCUGCAGUCGCCGUCGCUGCUGGCCUCGUGGCAGCGCAACGCCCUGGCCGACCGCCGCUUCCUGCAGCUGCACAAGUGCCCGGCCUGCUUCGGCACCAGCUGGUGCCGCCGCUUCCUGGGCGGCCAGGUGGUGCUGGAGGCGUGGGGCCGCCUCCGCCUGCUGGACUUCCUCAACGUGAAGAACGUCUACUUCGGCCAGUCGGGCGAGCCCCGGGAGCCGGGCGGCCGGCGGCGGGUGGUGCUGAAGCGGCUGGGCUCCCCGCGGGAGCUGGCCCAGCUCGACCAGGGCAUCUGCAAGCGGGCCACCGGCCGCCCGCGCUGCGACCUGCCGCAGGCCCUGCCCCGGACCGAGUUCGCCCGCCUCAACGGCGACGUGCGGCUGCUGACGCCCGAGGCCGUGGAGGGCUGGUCCGACCUGGUGCACUGCCCCUCGCAGCGCCUGCUCGACCGGCUGGUCCGCCGCUACGCCGAGACCAAGGACUCGGGCAGCUUCUUGCUGCGCAACCUCAAGGACUCGGAGCGGAUGCAGCUGCUGCUCACGCUGGCCUUCAACCCGGAGCCCCUCGUGCUGCAGAGCUUUCCAUCAGAUGAGGGGUGGCCAUUUGCAAAAUACCUUGGAGCAUGUGGAAGGAUGGUGGCUGUGAAUUAUGUGGGAGAAGAGCUUUGGAGUUAUUUCUAUGCCCCGUGGGAAAAACGAGUGGACCUGGCAUGGCAACUGAUGGAAAUAGCAGAGCAACUUACCAACAAUGACUUUGAAUUUGCACUCUACCUCCUUGACGUCAGCUUUGACAACUUUGCUGUUGGUCCUAGAGAUGGGAAAGUGAUCAUCGUGGAUGCUGAGAAUGUUUUGGUUGCCGACAAAAGAUUAAUCAGGCAGAACAAACCUGAAAACUGGGAUGUUUGGUAUGAAAGCAAGUUUGAUGAUUGUGAUAAGGAGGCUUGCUUGUCUUUUUCAAAAGAGAUUCUCUGUGCCCGGGCCACCGUGGACCACAAUUACUACGCUGUCUGUCAGAACCUCUUAUCUAGACAUGCCAUCUGGCGGGGGACGUCUGGGGGACUACUUCAUGACCCACCAGCCGACAUUGCCAAAGACGGCCGACUCGAGGCCUUGCUGGAUGAGUGUGCCAACCCAAAGAAGCGAUACGGCCGAUUCCAAGCUGCGAAAGAACUACGAGAAUACCUUGCACAACUGAGUAAUAACGUGAGGUAGUCCAUGGCGAAUUUCUGCUUACACUGGCUAAAACUCCACGACAGCUUGUGGCCAAACAAAAAAGUGGAAACUUCUUUGUUCAGAAGAUAGUUAAACUAGUGAAAUCAAGCAUCUUAAACCCAGCAAAAUGUCAUUUCAAAAAUCACAUGAUGCUUUUCUGCAAAGAAAUGUGUAUUUACCUAAUUAAGACUUGAGCUCCAAUUGGCGCUUUUUUUUUCCUUCCUCCGAAUGCCUGGGGGCAUUUCAGGGAACAUCAAGAUCAUUGGAUAUGAGCCUGGGUAGCUUAAUUGGCUUGUGUGUCAAAGGGGACCUGACAUACUGUGCAUUAGCGUCACAACUUUGUAACGUUCAUGCGUUUACUUGGAAAGUCAAGUUAGACUGGCCUGUUUUAGAGGCCUCUUCCUCCUGAUGUGUGGGGUCUUUUUCAUUUUUAUGUUCAUCUUAUUGACUUUGUAUACAUGCAGGUAAAUGUAGGUGUUUUCAAAUUUAAUGGAUUUUUCAUUUAAUGCUAUGUGGUACCUAUGUACUGUGAGGGCAGGAUUCCCAAGGUGACUGUCUACCUUUUUUUUUUUAAGCUGGAUAUUUUAUUGUAUGUAUAUAUCUAUUUUGUUUAUAAAAGUAGACAUAUUGUCAUAAGGUUCUCAUUUUUUUGUUACUGUGGUUCUGUGCAACAACUUGCAUGAGAUCACUUGGAGUUAAUCAAAUGGUUAUACAGCUGCUGCCAGGAAGUAUACCUGUCUGCAGAGCAGAAGAUCCUUGCCGUGUCAUUUUAAAUAAGCUGUCAUUAAAGAUUACCAAAUGCUUGAGGGGAAAGUACUGCAAACUGAGAUGAAAUCUACAUUCUCUGAUCAGCUCUUAGAAACACAAGGUGACACACAAAGUGUAAUGUAGUAAAACCUAUGCCAAAGACACUGGUUGUAUGUGAACAUUUUCCUAAACUACAUCUUAAAGAACACUUAAGUUUAUCUGAAAGAUCCACUUGCCUCUUAAACAAGUGGUGAGUUUUAGUUUCUCUGGCUUCUGAAAAGCCAAACCACCACUUCCAGCAUACACUAAAGCUGUUAUUCCCAAGGCAAUGACUAUUCACUUUUUUUGUGGGGCUUUAGCUGGGAGUCCAUCUUUGAUCCAAGGCAGAGUGGAGCUGUUACAACACCCAUACCUCCGCUGAGGUGAAUUUCAACUCCUUCCUCUCUGGCUGGCUUCAGGGCAGAACCGGCAGUCUGGUUCAGAUGCUACAGUGAGCCGGAGCACUACGUUGCUGCUGCUGAUAGGGGCCUGGCUUAAAAUGGAAAUUGGGGUGUCUGUGGCCAAGAACCCUUAGUCUUGCCCUGUAGGAAGUGGUUCUUCAGCGACAGUACAGAUAUUUAAAAUCAAAACAGUGUAAGUGGUAUGCACACCAGAAUGAUGUUCUUGGAUCAUAAAAAUGCAUUUUGCUUGUUUGUCCUAUUGGAGCUCUGUUAGUAAUCUUGGAGCCGUCCUCUUCUAAACAUUGGAAAACCUAACUACUGUACGUUUCUAUAGAGCAAAGCUAUGACAUCUUAAAAUCAACAUUUUCAGGAGAUUACUUUGACUAGGGAAUUAAAUGCUGUUGCUAAACCAAAAUGAGGGCGCUUUUGCUUUUCCUUCUUGAGCAAGGGGAAAUGGUUAGAGCUGAGAAUUGAUCUCAAAGAUGCAGAAUAAUGAGGUCCAAUUGAUCACAUUUAUACAACUACCGCUAGAUUACAUUAUGUAAGUUUAGGUUUGCAGAUUUGGCAUAUGUAGUCAUAAUUUAGCUCUUGAUGGGCACUUCUUAUUUAGGAUUAAAAUAAGGCUUCCUAUGGUUUGUUUCCCCCCCGCCACCCCAGGAGGUGGUUGACAAAGUAACUUUUGUUGUGCUUACCUUUUAUUUACCCCACACUCAAACUUGCAAAUCAUCAAAAUUUGCAUUGUUCUUGAUACAAAACACUUUCUUUGAAAAAGAAUGUGUGACCAAUCUUAGAAUAGUAACCUAUACCAGGUUCAGACUAAAAAGGGCUUGGUUUAUCGCUGACACUGAUACUCACCAGUUUUUUUGAGUGAUUGGAAUGUGAUUGCUGAACAGUAAACAAGAAGACACUGCCAGUCCUGAUUGUUACUUGAGGCGGUUUUUAGAACUGCCACUUCCCCUAUUGGAUUUGGUGUGGGACUCAGAAUUCCUUAGAAAUAGGCUGCUAAAACAGAUGAAGAAAAUAAUUUGGAAUUUAAAAACUACAGGGAACACAGAUGUGAAAAGCAAUAAAUAUUUUGUUCAGUUUGCACCUACCAGAUAUUUAUUCUACAAUGACAGUUUAUAUUUUUAGCCAUUGCCCAUCAAUGGACAAAUGUGGUGAAAUAUUUUUGAAUGAGACACUUGGGGUUUGUAUGUGCAUCAAGAUUGUCUUUUUGUAUUGUAAGUUACUGUUAAUUUGACUAUUUUAUCAGACUGUCUCCCUGUGCCUUUAUAUAACAAAGUUGUUUCUACAACUUUUAAUCUUAAUAAAGAGUACUUUAAGAAUCA